This is a messenger RNA of Aedes aegypti (yellow fever mosquito), 937 nucleotides long. RefSeq lists its product as uncharacterized. Lineage: Eukaryota; Metazoa; Arthropoda; Insecta; Diptera; Culicidae. The record is from RefSeq and is a predicted model, not a curated record. Bases 67 to 825 code for a protein of 252 amino acids. Gene Ontology annotation, molecular function: lipid binding. The transcript is spliced from 5 exons.
AGAGUUAACGAGGUUGCUACCGUUUCACACCAAAUUAAAUCGAGGUACCAAUCAAUAACAGGCGCGAUGAAGCUUUUCGGGGUUCUGCUGCUGGUGAUAGCAAGUGUUCUAGUGGGUGCCGGGCCGGUUGGAACAAAGAUCGAUGAAAAUGAAGUUGAUCGCUCUGGACCCAUGUCUGCCAACAUGAACAACUACGUUGACAUCAUUAUGAUUCAAAUUGGACCAUGGCUGAAUCAGAACUUUGUUCCCAUUGAUUUGCCAGACUUUAUCGAGGGUUUUGAACACAGGCCGAUUAUAAUUACCUAUCAUGGAGAAAUUGAACUUACCAACGGUGUAUUCCAUAGCAUCCAAAGUGUGGUUCGUAGUGGAACUGCAAUGAUGCAUUAUGAUAGAAAAGUUUUGCGGGUUGUACUCGGAGCUAACAUCAGACAGCUAGGGUUCACUUACGAUUACUCUGCCCACAUUAUGGAUCUGGGGCCAUCCGGAUGGGUUGAUGUUGACAUCGCAACCAUGACAUUCCAGUUCGAAUUCGCCAUUGACUUGUCGAACUUCUUCAUCUAUCUGGAACAUUUCCAGCUGACCAACAUUGGCAACUUGAACAUCCGAUUCCGAGGCAACAUUCUGGUUGACUGGCUAUCCAACAUCUUCGUUGGAAUCAUCACUACUAUUUUCAACAACACCAUCACAAACAUCGUAUCCAACUCGAUGCACGAUUUCAUUCAGGCCACUCUGGACGAGAUGAAUGCCCGCGUGCAAGCUCAGGGACGUGCUUUGACUGAGCAUGAGCUGGCCAACCUCGUUCACCAGCUGAAGACCAUGUUUUGAGGCACAAAAUGCACAAUGGACGAAUGACUGAAACUGAAAUCAAAGUCAAAUGGAUUACUCAUGUAAAGUUUGUUUCUAAUUAUGGAUUUAAAUUGAUCUACUCUGCAAUUAA